Molecule: messenger RNA, 495 nt
Organism: Penicillium verhagenii
Lineage: Eukaryota; Fungi; Ascomycota; Eurotiomycetes; Eurotiales; Aspergillaceae
Exons: 2
Coding region: 1-495 (164 amino acids)
Biological process (GO): tRNA processing; intronic box C/D snoRNA processing; nuclear-transcribed mRNA catabolic process, RNase MRP-dependent
Cellular component (GO): nucleolar ribonuclease P complex; ribonuclease MRP complex
Molecular function (GO): ribonuclease MRP activity
Source: RefSeq, a predicted model, not a curated record
AUGUCUUCCCGACCGACCCAAGAAAUGGAUACUACACAAGACCAAGCAGAGAAUACUGCCUUGCCAGGUUCUACGGCCUCAAACUCGAAAGCAAAGGAAGCCAGUACCAGUACCAUGCAUUUCACGUCGCGCAAUCCACCAUGGACCUACCUUAAGCUACAACUUAUCCCCCAACCCGGAUCAACAGCUACACAGCCACUUGACGAGCUCUCUGCGCGCACCUACCUAUCUGCUGCCCUAUCCCAGUUCCUCGGUCUCACAGGCACAGCCAUUCCCAUUGAUAUCCUCAAAACAGAGCCUGCAUCCCCCACAGCAGAAAAAUAUGACAUGGCAUGGAUUCGUGUCCCACGCGAAGAUGGAGCCUCUGUCGUCGCAGCACUGAGCUCUUGGGUUGGCAGUUUUGGAAGCAUAACCUUGGCAUGGAGAGUGUGCGCCAAGGGAAAUUAUUUAGGUGCAUUGGUUGCUGGAUCUGGACGGAACUUGUUUGUUCCCUAA